This is a messenger RNA of Vigna umbellata (rice bean), 2736 nucleotides long. Lineage: Eukaryota; Viridiplantae; Streptophyta; Magnoliopsida; Fabales; Fabaceae. The record is from RefSeq and is a predicted model, not a curated record.
GUGUUAGUUUGAAGGAUGGUGAGAAUGUGGUUAGCAGUAGCAGUGGUGUUACUGAUUGCAGGAAGCUUUGUGGAGGGAAAACCUCAUCGGAUUCUGGUGGAUACAGAUGUAGACACCGAUGAUUUAUUUGCUCUUCUCUACCUUAUGAAACUCAACACAUCACAGUUUAAACUGGAGGGCAUCACCAUCAGCGCAAAUGCUUGGACGAAUGCUGGACAUGCUGUUAAUCAAAUUUACGAUCUGCUUUACAUGAUGGGACGAGAUGAUGUUGCAGUUGGAGUUGGCGGUGAGGGCGGAAUACUAACAGAUGGUACCAUACUCCCCAACGUUGGUGGAUAUCUUCCAAUCAUAGAACAGGGAAUGACAACGGUGGGAGAUUGCAGGUACAGGCGCGCCAUUCCUAUUGGUCUUGGAGGGCGUUUGGACAUUGAUGCCAAUCAUGGUAUCAGGAAAGCUUUCCUACCACAGGGAAGAAGGAAAUACAGUCCAAUGCAUCAAGCAAGCGCACAGGAAGUGUUGAUUGAGAAAAUAUCUUCUGGUCCCAUUACAGUGCUUGUGAUCGGAGUACACACGAACAUUGGAAUCUUCCUAAUGAAUAACCCAAAGCUGAAAAAGAACGUGGAGCGUAUCUAUAUAAUGGGUGGGGGCGUAAGGUCAAGCAGUCCAACAGGUUGUUGCCCUAAGAAUGCUUCGUCUUCCUGCGUGCCUCGCCAGUGCGGUGAUCGGGGGAACAUGUUCACUGAUAACCCUUUUGCAGAAUUCAAUAUAUUUGGAGAUCCUUUUGCAGCAUACCAGGUGAUUCAUUCUGGAAUUCCUGUCACUCUUGUUCCUCUGGAUGCAACAAACACAAUCCCUAUCACUAAAGAAUUCUUUGACGAAUUUGAAAAGAGCCAAGACACAUACGAGGCACAGUACUGUUUCAAAUCCUUGAAAAUGGCUCGUGAUACUUGGUUUGACGACCAAUUCUAUUCGAGUUAUUUCAUGUGGGACUCUUUCGCAGCUGGUAUAGCAGUCUCAACCAUGAGUAAACCCAAUAACCAUAAUGGAGAAAAUGAAUUUGCUGAAAUGAAGUAUAUGAACAUAACUGUUAUAACUUCAAACAAACCUUAUGGGGCAUCUGAUGGCUCUAACCCUUUCUUUGAUGGCCGAAGAGUUCCUAAGUUCAAUCUAGAGAAAGGUGGGGUGCAUAGUGGCCAUGUUCAACAAGGACUUAGAGAUCCACUUUGCUUUGUGAAAAAUGGGAAAGGUAGAUGUCAGGAUGGUUACACAAAAGAGGUAAGUGGUCCAGACUCAGUGAGGGUACUUGUUGCCACAAAAGCAAAGCCUAACAAGGAUGUUAGGAGCAAACUUGACAGAGAAUAUUUCAUAAACUUCUUGAAUGUUAUGAAGGAUCCACAAAAUUCAGGGAGGUUCAACUUCACCACACAGUUUCCUUAUUACAAAGAAGUAACUUACAAGCCAAAUUUUAAAAAUAAAACACUGGGGAAACCUGUUGUGCUUGACAUGGACAUGAGUGCAGGAGAUUUUCUUGCUCUAUUUUACCUCCUAAAAGUGCCUGUUCAAGUAAUCGACCUUAAGGCAAUCAUCGUGAGUCCUACUGGAUGGACUAAUGCAGCAACAAUAGAUUCCAUCUAUGACUUACUGCACAUGAUGGGUCGUGACGAUAUCCCAGUUGGUCUUGGAGAUGUUUUUGCAAUAGAUCAAACAGAUCCAAUAUUUGAAGCUGUUGGAGAAUGCAAGUAUAUAAAAGCCAUUCCCCAUGGAAAUGGGGGAUUACUGGACUCUGAUACUCUUUAUGGUCUUGCUCGUGAUCUGCCACGCAGCCCACGAAGGUAUACAACUGAGAAUUCUGUGAAGUUUGGGGCUCCCCGGGAUACAGAUCACCCUGAACUCAGACAACCACUGGCCAUGGAAGUUUGGGAGUCUAUAUUACAAAAAACUAAUCCAGGGUCUAAGAUUACAGUGCUGACAAAUGGACCCUUGACUAACCUGGCAAAGGUUGUAUCGAUGAAAAACAUAAGCUCAAGAAUUCAGGAUGUAUAUGUCGUUGGUGGACACAUUAGCAGCACUGUUAAAGACAAAGGAAAUAUAUUUUCAGUUCCUUCCAACCAAUAUGCUGAGUUCAACAUGUUCUUGGAUCCUUUAGCAGCCAGGAUAGUGUUUGAAUCAGAAGUUAAUGUCACACUCAUUCCACUCAAUACCCAGCGCAAAUCAAGUUCGUUUUCAGCCUUUAUCGGCGAGUUGCGUAGGACACGAAGAACACCAGAGGCUGUGUUUUCCGAACGUCUGCUGUCACGGCUAUACCAUUUAAAGCAAUCUCAUAGCAUGUAUCAGCAUAUGGGCACGUUCUUGGGAGAAAUUCUAGGCGCAGUUGUCUUGGGUGAUAGCUAUUCAGGUCUUGAUCCAAAAUUUGAGGAGAAGCUCAUUAAAGUCUUGGCUGAUGGUAAUGAAUGGAGUGAUGGAAAAGUUGUGGUGGAUGAAAAAGAUGGAAAAUUAGUGAGAAUUUUAACGACUGUGGAUGCCAAAGCUUACUAUAAAUUGUAUGCAAACAAGCUUGGCCAUGAGGAACAGUCAGCUAAGAUAGGGAGUUUUGAGGAACAACGGAGAAGAUGGAGUCAUCCUCAGUUUAAAUUAGAGAUCAUUACUUCACUGUUUACUAAGUGAAUUUUAAACAUAACUUCAUCUCAAUAAUUAAGGUGAAAACUUAAACAAAUUUCAAUCUAGUUUUUACAUCAA